Messenger RNA from Mizuhopecten yessoensis (Yesso scallop), 1749 nucleotides. RefSeq names its product nuclear migration protein nudC-like. The transcript is spliced from 10 exons. Gene Ontology annotation, cellular component: cytoplasm. The coding region runs from base 124 to 1125 and encodes 333 amino acids. The record is from RefSeq and is a predicted model, not a curated record. Gene Ontology annotation, biological process: protein folding. Lineage: Eukaryota; Metazoa; Mollusca; Bivalvia; Pectinida; Pectinidae.
GUAUUGACUUGACUUACAAGUACUUGAAAGACUUAGAUGUACAAAGGCGUGCAGAGCAUCGACUGAAAAAUAUUCGUGACUGAACUAAACAAGUUGGUCUUUCUGGAAAUAGAUAGCAGCACUAUGGCUGAUGCCGAAAAAUUCGAUGGAAUGCUGCUAGGCAUGGCCCAGCAGUGCGAAGGUGGAGUCAAAGAGCUACUUGACUGCCUUUUCAGCUUUUUGUCAAGAAAGACUGAUUUUUAUACUGGUGGAAAGGAAGGUUUAGCCGAAGAGAUUGUUAUGGGUGUAUUCAAGAAAUACCAAAAAGAUGCAGAAGAGGAGAAACGAAAGUUAAGAGAAGAAAGAGAACAAGAAGAAAUGCGUAGAAAAGAACGUCUUGCUAAGAAAAAAGCAGAGGCAGAGCAAAAAGCAAAGGAAAAGGCCUCUAAAGAAGAGGAACCAAAAAUUAAGGAACUCACAGAUGAGGAGGCACAACAACUUCAGAAUGAAUUGGAUAUGGACAAAGCUCCGGAUACAUCAGCACCAACAGAAGAAAAGCCAAAAGAAGAAAAUGGAGAAAAUAAGUCAGAUGAUGAAGAGGAAGAUGAAAAGGACAAAGGGAAGUUAAAACCUAAUGCAGGAAAUGGAGCAGACAUGCCUAACUACAAGUGGACACAGACAUUAGAGGAAAUUGAGCUGAGAGUGCUAUUUGAUGUGUCAUUCCCCCUUAAAGGAAAAGAUAUGGUUGUACAGAUUGACAAACGGCACAUCAAGGUAGGGCUGAAAGGACAUCCUGCCGUGCUGGAGGGCAAUACUUACAACGACAUUAAGGUGGAGGAAUCAACAUGGUGUAUUGAGGAUAAAAAGGAGCUUAUAGUCAACAUAGAAAAAAUAAACAAGAUGGAGUGGUGGAGUAGGAUUGUUAUAACAGAACCUGAGAUCAACACCAAGAAAGUGUCACCGGAGAACUCAAAAUUGUCUGAUCUGGAUGGAGACACACGAUCACUGGUAGAAAAGAUGAUGUAUGACCAGCGACAGAAGGAGAUGGGGCUGCCUACCUCGGAGGAAAAAAAGAAGGAAGACAUCAUGAAAAAGUUUAUGACACAACAUCCAGAAAUGGACUUUUCCAAGUGCAAAUUUAACUGACGGCUACGUUAAAAACAGCAAAUGUGAUGGGAAAGACAAUAUAGAUACAACAUUGACAUCAGUUGUGGAUGUGAACCUUUUACCAUUCCUGCAUGUCAUGGCUGAUGUCUGUUAACUUGGAUCAUUAUUACUGAUUUUAUUGAUCUGCAUUUAAUUAAACAAGCUUAAAACAAAGUGUUAGCAUUACUUGAAGUGCAAUUGAUAGUGAGUAGUAUUUAUGCAAUACUAAAUGGAUAUUACUGAUCUAUCCAUUGAAGAUAAUUCCAAUGAGAACUAUAUCACCGGGAGAACAGCUGUUUAAGGAGCCACUACGAGUGUUUCUUAUCCGUGAUAAUUCACUCUAAAUUCAUUUACAUUUCAUUAAGUGUUCAUGUUUUAAUUGUUUUGUAUUGAAGUCCUGAUUAGAAUUGAUUUAACACGUACAUGUGUUGAUCCUAGAUGGAUGGUAUAUCAUAUCAUACUUACACUUACUGUUUAUUUCUUUGUUUUAUAUUUGAUGGAUAUUUGGAGCUAAAAUUAAUAAAUACACAAUGAACAUACUUUCAUUACAUUGUUGUCAUAUUUCGUGGCUUUGUGUGUUGUAUAUUCCGUCUUUGCGUAUUACAGAGUUAUCUUCUCUUCAGA